Meloidogyne enterolobii is the source of this 492-nucleotide messenger RNA. The record is from the annotation of a GenBank genome assembly. NCBI's taxonomy places the organism in Eukaryota, Metazoa, Nematoda, Chromadorea, Rhabditida, Meloidogynidae.
AAUUAUUUUAAAAAUAAAAUUAUUAUGCUCCCAUUCCUUCUUUGGCUAUUUAUUUUCUCAUUUAUCAUUUGCUUUUGGAAUUUUGUUUGGAAACGUCUUUCGCUUCCGCCCGGCCCUCUACCCUUACCUCUUCUUGGAAAUACUUUAACACUUGCACAUUAUGCUCCUGGUUAUGAAGCUUAUAAAAUUUGGGCAAAUAAAUAUGGCCCAGUCUAUACUUUGUGGUUGGGAGAAGAUCCAAUAGUUGUUAUUUCUGAUUUUGAGUGUAUGCGUGAUACGUUUGUUAAAGCGGGAGAGGCUUGUUCUGGCAGGCAUUUAAUGACUGCAAUUAAUAGUGUUUUGACGGCAACAAACGGUAAUUAUGGAGUUAUCCGAACAGAAGGUGAUCGUUGGCGAAUAAUGCGUCGAUUUACACUUCAGGCAAUGCGCGAUUUGGGGAUGGGAAGAAGCAAUUUGGAGCAAAAAGUAAAUUUAAUUUUUAAAGUUUACUAA